Tuber aestivum (summer truffle) is the source of this 1996-nucleotide messenger RNA. The record is from the annotation of a GenBank genome assembly. NCBI's taxonomy places the organism in Eukaryota, Fungi, Ascomycota, Pezizomycetes, Pezizales, Tuberaceae.
AACGUUCACGGAGAUUUUAACUCCUCCCACUUUGCGGGAUAACGGCCGUAAGUAUACCAUUAUAGCCGUUCACCCCUCAGUGCAUCACAUGUGGGUCACGGCAUCUAGACUCGUAUACCGUUCAGUUCAGUGCAGUGCAUUAACUUAUAGUACAGCGCUCUGCGUGGCAUCAUACCCGUAGUAUUGAGAUGUCGUUUUCGUAUGCCGGUUAGGGCAUUGGAUCUGGCCCGCGCUUCCGCGUGAAAUAUUUAAUAUGUACUUACUCCCGCACCCCAUCAGUUCUGGUUCCUUGGACCAAACCCUCUAAAGAAAGUCUCACGAAGCUGUUGCGGGGUUGCUCUCCCUCCCUUCUCGUUCCUUCUUCUUCGCGCUUGCUCUCUCUACCUUACCACCACCACCACCACCACGAAUAACUCGCCUGCCGACAAUGGCGUCAGCUAGUGCAUCACCCCGCAGCCCACUGAGUCCCCAUAGUGCUGCUUCCCCGGGUCCACAGCAGGGUAUUGAUGGGGUGGCUAUCGAAGCAGAUGUAUGUCUGAUUGUCCCGCUUUCUCCCUUCCCUCCUUUUCGACCCGCCCCUUUACCUUGUUUGUUUGUUUUGUUUCCAUGUUUGCCAACCAUAUUGAUAUAAGGAAUAGACGGAAAUAGUGGAUGAUGGAGAUUCUGCAUUCGGUUCCGAUGUUUCGAGUUAUGUUACCUCUCUGUCAUCUUCUAUAACAAACUAUCGGUACGAGAAUGGCAGGCGCUAUCAUGCGUAAGUUUUGCUCUUCCUGAUAUAUCGCUGCUCGGGUUUGACUAAUUAUUUAUUUGCUGUAACAGUUUUCGGGAAGGGGGUAUGUUUCCUUAGUUGAAUUUACAGUAUAACGCGGGAUCCUAGCUCACCUUUUCCCUAUCCCAGCUUAUGUUCUUCCCAAUGAUGAGGUAGAAACCGCAUUGAAUUAUCGGGUUACCGGGGUAGUACUGAUUGGGGGUAUGGUGCUAGGCCGAGAGCGAUAGGCUGGACCUUCAGCACCAGAUGUUAUCUCUUUUAUUCGGGUUACAUAGAGCUCCUCUACAGAAUCCACAAAAGAUACUAGACAUCGGCACAGGGACGGGCAUCUGGGCCGUAGAAAUGGCGGAUAAAUUCCCAUCGUCAGAGGUACCCCAAACUUUAAACCUUUAGCCUUAUAAUUUAUAUUUAGCCAACAAGCAAUAUUAAUCACUGCCCCACUGGUAGGUAAUCGGCAACGAUCUUAGUCCCAUUCAGCCCAGCUGGUGUGUAAACCCCCAUUCCCCCAAAGUGAGCGACGAUCCCUAACAAAUACUCUCAAGGGUUCCUCCAAACCUUCGCUUUGAAAUCGACGACGCAGAAUCCGAUUGGGCUUACAGACUCAGUUCCUUCGAUUACAUCCACACCCGCUACAUGAUCGGCAGCGUCCUGGACUGGCCUAAACUCCUCCGCCAAGCCUAUGACUUCUCGAAACCGGGUGGCUAUGUCGAACUCCAAGAGAUCAAUUGCGAGGUGUAUUCGGACGACAAUACCCUCCCACCCAAUAGCGCAGUCGAGAAAUGGACUUUACUCAUGGCCGACGCUGCAAGAAAGAACAAACGUCCCAUGGACAUCUGCAGGGAACUGCAGCCCAUGCUCGAGGAGGCUGGAUUUAUCAAUGUCUCCCGCGAGGUGUACAAAUUACCCUCGGGUCCCUGGGCAAAGGACAGCAAACUCAAGGAGAUUGGCGCAUUUAACUUGGUGAAUCUAUUGGAAGGUCUAGAGGGAUUGAGUUUAGCACUAUUCACUAGAGUCCUUGGGUGGAGCGCAGAGGAGGUGAUGGCCUUUCUACCAUCCGUCCGUCAGGAAGUCCAGAGAAAGGAUGUUCAUCUCAUCUGGGACAUUUACGUCAUUUGGGGACAGAAACCGGAGGUUUAAAAAAAUAAAAUAAAAAUAAGCCAAUGUGUAGCCAAUAGUUCAAAAUCGCAUGGGGGUCCCAACUCACCUGACCCCAGAAUGUCAAAUUUU